Messenger RNA from Alternaria burnsii, 459 nucleotides. RefSeq lists its product as uncharacterized. The record is from RefSeq and is a predicted model, not a curated record. The transcript has a single exon. Bases 1 to 459 code for a protein of 152 amino acids. Lineage: Eukaryota; Fungi; Ascomycota; Dothideomycetes; Pleosporales; Pleosporaceae.
AUGUCCACGUCCACAAAGACUGGUGGUGAUACGCCAAUAGUUAUAUCGAUGGACCCUGCAACUACCUUUACUACCACUAUACAAGUAGUAACCAGUACAGUCGAAGAGAAGACUUCUCCAGGGAUUCUGACUCAGCCGGCUGAAGUGUCAAAAACGACAACAGAAAGCGCGCUUCUAACAUCAUUCGACGUCUCGCUACCUAACCCAACGUCUUCAUUCGAUUCAGCUUCACCUACAACUGUUGAAUCUUCCACUCCAUCGCAACCUAAACUUGGUCUUAGCGUAGCGGCGUCAAUUGGGCUAGGUGUAUCGAUGGGUAUCGGAGCAUUUCUUGUCAUAGUAGGGGCUCUAUAUGCGGUGUUCGGACGGUAUCUUAGGAACAUGAGGAGAAGUUCGGAACGUCGGAUGGGUGCAGCGAAUGUAAACAGAUGGUGGGAAGGAAGAAGACGGGAUAGUUGA